AUGGCCGACGGAAGAACGGCCCCGCCCUCCCCGUCCCUUUCCGACUGGCUCUCACGCCCCGCGGUCGCGCGGCGCGGGCCUUUAAAGAGGACCGGAAGUGGCGUGCGCAAGAGGGGCGCGCGGGUACCAUCGAGAACAAGGAGCGCUGGUUCGAGGGCGCGGCUAGAGAGGCCUCCCCCGCCCCCGUCCCUUGGCCCCGCCCUUCCGCGGAUUCCUGGAGUCACCGGCCGCUCCUCGGCUUUGGUUGGCAGGCGCGGCCGACCUGGAGGGGUGUGGUUCGUCCAUCCCCAGCGGAGACUUCGUGGAGGCUGCCCUCAGGGAGCCACGGCUGUGGGCCCCGGGACCUGCGUGGGGCAGCGGGCCGCGCCUGUGCAGUGCUCCGCCGUCCCUGCGCCGGGUGACAUUGAGGCUCCGCCGCGGCGCUGUCCAAAGGCGGCUUUGAUGGUCGAGGCUGCCUCUUCUCAGAGUUGCUUCCCUAGUCUUAAGCUUUGCCUCCGUUAUUACAAGAGCCUAACGCCGGCCACGAUUCUUUGAAGUCACUAUGGAUUGGGAAGUGUAUGUAUUAAGGUCGACUCCAGGGCUCCUUUUUUUUUACGAGUUACAGUCCUUGUAUUAAACAGGAUAUAUAAAUGUCAUGAAUCAUCUUUA
This is a messenger RNA of Mus musculus (house mouse), 648 nucleotides long. Its product is annotated as RIKEN cDNA 4930524J08 gene. The transcript is spliced from 2 exons. NCBI's taxonomy places the organism in Eukaryota, Metazoa, Chordata, Mammalia, Rodentia, Muridae. The coding region runs from base 1 to 534 and encodes 177 amino acids. The record is from RefSeq and is a predicted model, not a curated record.